CGGAUAUGGCACAUCUGCGGAUCCAAUAAGAGAGUUAUUGGAUCGCGUCUGCGGCGGGAGAGACCAGCGGAGGGGACUCGGAAACUUGUGCGGUGCAGGAGACGGUCCCUCUUUUCGACUCGGCGCUGUCAGAGCUGUAACACACACACACACACACACACAGAGGGAGAGAGAGAGAGAGAGCGGGAGAGAGCGAGAGAGAGAGCCAUGGUGACCUCCCUCAUACUGGUGCUCAGCUGGACUUUGAUCUCCGAGCUGGCGAGAGCUCAGAAUGACACGGAGCCGAUCGUCCUGGAGGGCAAGUGCCUCGUGGUCUGCGACUCCAACCCGACCACGGACUGGAAGGCUUCGUCCUCCCCGCUCGGCAUCUCGGUGCGCGCCGCCAACUCCAAGGUGGCUUUCUCCGCAGUCCGGAGCAACAACCACGAGCCCUCGGAGAUGAGCAACAAAACUAGAAUAAUCUACUUCGACCAGGUUCUUGUGAAUAUAGGAAACUACUUCACAUUUGAGUCAGUAUUUUUGUCCCCAAGAAAAGGAAUCUACAGUUUUAACUUCCAUGUCAUUAAAGUGUACCAGAGUCAAACCAUACAGGUGAACCUGAUGUUGAAUGGGAAACCAGUCAUCUCUGCCUUUGCGGGCGACAAAGAUGUAACUCGUGAGGCGGCCACCAAUGGAGUUCUGCUUUAUCUAGAAAAGGAGGACAAGGUCUACCUAAAGCUGGAGAAGGGAAACCUAGUUGGUGGAUGGCAGUAUUCAACAUUUUCUGGCUUUCUUGUGUUCCCUCUGUAAAGAAGAGAAGAUUGUGAGCUUACUGACUUCUUCAUAACGUGUUGUCGGUGUAUUAUGAAAACAUUGCUGCUGCAUCGGUUGGAUCUUGCAAAUGGCUGAAGAAGGAAAGAUGAAAAUGGAUAACAUCAGAGAGAGAGAGGAAAUAAGACUUUGGAAAUUGUUCACAUUCUCUGAAGUGCUGAGUCCCUGUCCAGAUGAAAGAGACUUGAAAUGUUCCCUACUCUAUGUUCCUGUCACUCAAGCAGCCUCAGAGAGGAACACUAAAACAUCCCAAAAGUACUUUUCAAGCUUUGACUUGUCAGAAUAUGUUUAGCAUACUGAUUUUUUUCAUGACAACUGUUGCAUUCUAGUACAUCUGUCUUUUGGGUGUGUAAUUGCAUAUGCCUGCAUUAAUUGUGCGACUUGUCAUCACCAAAGUUUUCACAUUGCUAUGUAGUGGGGGGUAUUUUCUUUGGAGCCACUUGAUCCGGGCCAAGAGUUGGUCAAACAAGAGGGAUGAUAGCGGUGUAGGUCAUUGAUAAUUGAUUCUAUAAAAAAGGGGCUUAAGGCUCAUUGCAAAAGAGUGGUUAGUGAUGACAGGCA
Xiphias gladius (swordfish) is the source of this 1371-nucleotide messenger RNA. RefSeq names its product cerebellin 4 precursor (gene cbln4). The record is from RefSeq and is a predicted model, not a curated record. NCBI's taxonomy places the organism in Eukaryota, Metazoa, Chordata, Actinopteri, Istiophoriformes, Xiphiidae. The transcript has 3 exons. The coding region runs from base 208 to 789 and encodes 193 amino acids. Gene Ontology annotation, molecular function: protein binding.